Vicia villosa (hairy vetch) is the source of this 3462-nucleotide messenger RNA. RefSeq names its product receptor-like protein 6. The transcript has a single exon. The record is from RefSeq and is a predicted model, not a curated record. Gene Ontology annotation, molecular function: protein binding. Lineage: Eukaryota; Viridiplantae; Streptophyta; Magnoliopsida; Fabales; Fabaceae. Bases 32 to 3379 code for a protein of 1115 amino acids.
ACCAUUAGACACAAGCAACUCAUAAUUCACUAUGAAACCACACGUAAUCUUUUGGCUUUUCUUUCUACCAUUUAGCCUAAUAAAUUCCUGGACUAAUAAUUCUGUGGUGAAUGGCCACUGUCUCGGCCAUCAGCAUUCCUUGUUGCUCCAUUUGAAAAACAACCUGAUAUUCAAUCCCACAAAAUCCUCAAAGCUAGUUCAUUGGAACCAAAGUGAUGAAGAUUGUUGUCAAUGGCAUGGGGUAACAUGCAAAGACGGAUAUGUUACAGCCCUCGAUCUUAGUCACGAGUCUAUUUCAGGAGCACUUAAUGAUUCAAGUCCUCUUUUCAACCUGCACUAUCUCGAGAGUCUGAAUUUGGCUUUCAAUAAUUUCCAUUCUGUGAUUCCUUCAGAACUGCAUAAGCUGCAGAAUUUGAAGUAUAUGAACUUCUCUGACGCAGGCUUUGAGGGACAAGUCCCAAAAGAAAUUUCUCACCUCAAAAGGCUCGUCACUCUUGAUUUGUCUUCUUCAGUUACUUCAAAUCACAGCUUAAAAUUGGAGAAUCCAAAUAUAGAGAUGCUGGUGGAAAACCUCACAAACAUCACAGAAUUAUAUUUAGAUGGUGUAGCAAUAUUUGCCGGCGGAGAUGAAUGGGGCCGUGCUUUAUCUUCGUUGGAAAGGCUCCAUGUUUUGAGUUUGUCAUCAUGCAAUCUCUCAGGACCUAUUGAUUCAUCACUAGCUAAUCACCGGUCACUCUCGGUUCUAAAAUUGAGCAACAACAAUUUGUCAAGCAUAGUGCCAGAUUCCUUUGCAAAUUUCUCCAAUUUAACCAUCCUACAUCUCAGUAGUUGUGGUUUGAUUGGUUUUUUCCCAAAAGAAAUCUUCCAAAUACAUACAUUAGAGGUCAUUGACAUAUCAGACAAUCAAAAUCUUAAUGGUUCUUUGCCAGACUUUCCACCACUUGCAUCUCUUUACUACUUGAAUCUUGCCAAUACAAAUUUCUCAGGACCACUUCCAAGUACUAUCUCAAACCUGAAGCAGUUAUCAUUCAUUGAUCUAUCUUACUGCAAGUUUAACGAAACACUUCCCAGUUCAAUGUCAGAACUCACCCAACUUGUUUACUUAGACAUGUCUUCCAAUAACCUCUCAGGUCCACUCCCUUCUUUCAAUAUGUCAAAGAACCUCUCACAUCUGUCCUUAUUUCUCAAUCAUUUGAGCGGGGAUUUGCCAUCUGGCCAUUUCGAGGGCCUUACAAAUCUUGUCAGCAUUGAUUUAGGGUACAAUUUUUUUAAAGGGAACAUUCCCUCUAGUCUACUUAAUCUCCCAUGUUUGCGAGAGCUAAAACUCCCCUUUAAUCAACUGGAUGGGAUCUUGGUUGACUUCGAUAAUGCACUAUCAUCUGUAUUGGAGAUGCUUGAUUUGGCAAGCAAUAACUUACAAGGACAUCUUCCUAUGUCUAUCUUUAACCUUAGAAGACUUCGUGUCAUUCAACUCUCUUCCAACAAGUUUAAUGGCACAGUGCAGUUGGAUGUCAUUCGAAGGCUAAGUAAUUUAACUACGUUAGGCCUCUCACAUAACAAUUUGUCGAUUGAUAUCAGCUUCCGAGAUGAUCAUGAAAUGUCUCCCUUUCCAGAGAUAAGAGUUUUUACGCUGGCUUUUUGCAAAUUAAGAGAAAUCCCAAGUUUCUUGAAAAACCAAUCCACAUUAUUAUCUCUUGACUUAUCUGGCAACAAUAUUAAAGGACCGAUACCUAAUUGGAUUUGGAAACUUGAAUCUCUCACUAGCUUGAAUCUUUCUAGGAACUCUUUGACUAACUUUGAAGAAACUAUUUGGAACUUGAGUUCUAACCUCUAUGUGGUUGAUCUAAGUUCUAAUCGAAUCCAAGGACCUAUUUCUUUCAUUCCUAAGUACGCAAGUUAUUUGGACUUCUCAAGUAACUUGUUGAGCUCUAUCAUACCACCAGACAUCGGAAACUAUCUCCCUUUCAUACGUAUAUUGUUUCUUUCAAACAAUAGUUUUAAAGGAGAAAUUCAUGAAUCCUUUUGCAAUGCUUCAACUCUUCGAUUGCUAGAUCUUUCUUACAACAACUUUGAUGGGACAAUUCCCAAGUGUUUUGCAGCAAUUAGUAGGAGUCUUAGGAUGAUGAAUUUUGGUGGAAACAAGCUUCGAGGUCAUAUCCCUGACACUAUAUUCCCAAAUUCAUGUGCACUGAGAUAUUUGGACCUGAACGACAAUCUCUUGGAUGGCACCAUACCGAAAUCUUUGGCAAAUUGUAUGAAACUACAAGUCCUAAAUCUCGGAAAGAAUGCUUUAACUGAUAGAUUUCCAUGUUUUUUGAGCAACAUUUCCACUCUUAGGAUAAUGGUUUUAAGGUCUAAUGAGCUCCACGGGUCUAUCGAGUGCCCACAUAACAAUGUGGAUUGGAAAAUGCUUCAUAUGGUGGAUCUAGCAUCCAAUAACUUGAGUGGAACGAUACAAGGAGCACUAUUAAAAAGUUGGAAGGCAAUGAUGCGUGAUGAAGGCAUGCUUGGGCCAGAAUUUGGCCAUUUAUUUUUUGAAAUUGAUGAUAACUACCAUCCCAUGAGUUUAAAUGCCGUGUUACCACAUUUGAACAAAUAUCUCGCAAUGAAAUUGGUGAAACUUGUUUCAAAUAUGCCUCGCUCUAUUCUUGACCAAGGGUUCGUUGAUGUUAACGAAGUAGAUCUUUCUCGUUAUCAAGAUUCGGUUAUUAUUGUCAACAAAGGUCAACAGAUGAAGUUAGUUAAAAUUCAAAUGGCCUUUACUUAUGUGGAUAUGUCAAACAACUAUUUGGAGGGGAAAAUACCCAAUGAGCUAACGGAAUUCAAAGCAUUGAAUGCUCUGAACUUGUCACAUAAUGCACUUACAGGUCAUAUACCAUCAUCUAUGGGGAAUUUGAGGAACCUUGAAUCUAUGGACUUGUCAAACAAUUCCUUCAAUGGAGAGAUUCCUCCAGAGCUGUCAAAUCUUUCUUUCCUGGAAUAUCUAAAUCUCUCCUUCAAUCACCUAGAGGGACAAAUUCCUUUAGGUACUCAAAUCCAAACCUUUCAGGCAGAUUCUUUUGAAGGGAACAAAGGGUUAUGUGGGCCUCCUCUAAUCAAUAUUUGCAAGGAAAAUGGAGGAAAAGGGUUGCCACCACAUGCAUCUGAAACACCUAAUUCCCAUAAUGAGAGUCCAAUUGAUUGGAAUUUCUUAAGUGUGGAGUUGGGGUUUAUUUUUGGCUUUGGAAUUUCCAUUCUCCCUCUUAUUUUUUGGAAAAAAUGGAGGUUGUGGUAUUCUAAACAUGUAGAUGAGAUGCUUUAUAGGAUCAUUCCACAACUUGAUUUUGGGUUGGAACAGCACGAAGGGAAGAUGUAUAGAAUUUUGAGGUGGAGGAGAUGAUUGCUAAAUUUAAUGGUUCUAUGUUAUAGCUCAGACAAUUUGGCACUUCUAGUUUUGGUGUUUUUGUACCUCAUAUGUUAGUU